AUGGAUGAAGAAGAGUUUUUAUUGUUGUGGACUGCGAGCAAGUAUAAAAAUCCCGACUUUCCUGUGGAGUGUUACACAUUCUUUAACAUGGACGAAAAACAUCCUAGCGAAGUUAAUUAUAAAGCUGAAUUCCGCUACGAAAAGAAAGAUAUUCCUUAUAUGGCUGAGGUGCUUAGAAUUCCCUACGAGUUUAAAUGUCGUCAAGGUACAGUUUGCGAUGGUAUGACAGGUUUGUGUAUCGUAUUAAAGAGACUUACACAUCCUUGUCAUUUUGGGGACAUGAUUUCUUCCUUUUGGUUAUCCGUUCCUGAGCUGUGUAUGAUUUAUAACACUGCCAUCGAUCGUAUUUUUAACGAACAUAGUGAUCUGGUUAGCCAGUGGAAUAACACAUUUCUCGGUGCUGAAAAACUACAAAAUUACGUUCUUGAUUCAGUGGCUGCUAAAGGAGCCGCUUUGAGAAAUUGUUUUGGAUUUGUACAUGGGACAGUACGUCCUAUUUGUCGUCCAGUCAAUAACCAGAAGGUGUAUAAUGGGCAUAAGAGAGUACACAGGAUAAAAUUUCAGUCUGUCGUCUUGCAGAAUGGCAUGAUUGCAAACCUGUAUGGACCAACAGGUAGUGUACAUUGUUUUCAUAUUUGUAGUUAUAUUACUUUUACUGUAUUAAGUCAAUCAUUUCUCAUGUAAGAAAAACAUUCCACUAUAAACAUUUUAUUUUGUGUUCAUUGUAGAAGAAUGAAGGCAUGACUCCGGAAUGCUGGCAGACUCUGUGCAUAUAUGGGGAUCCAGCAUAUCCUUUAACAACCCAUCUACAAGCGCCAUUCAGACAAGUCCCGAUCACAGCAGAAACGGGAGCAUUUAACAAAAGUAUGAGCAAUGUGCGUGUAGCUGUGGAAUGA
Messenger RNA from Paramuricea clavata, 896 nucleotides. The record is from the annotation of a GenBank genome assembly. Lineage: Eukaryota; Metazoa; Cnidaria; Anthozoa; Malacalcyonacea; Plexauridae.